Messenger RNA from Drosophila takahashii, 666 nucleotides. Its product is annotated as RNA-binding protein cabeza. Gene Ontology annotation, molecular function: RNA binding. Gene Ontology annotation, biological process: RNA 5'-cap (guanine-N7)-methylation. The record is from RefSeq and is a predicted model, not a curated record. Lineage: Eukaryota; Metazoa; Arthropoda; Insecta; Diptera; Drosophilidae.
AGGAAUAAAUUCAGAUAUAUCUCAGAAUAAUGGUGGAUCCGAACAGAAAGAUAAACCGCUUGAUCGAGAAGGACGUGAACUUUCUGGAAUCCUGUGAGCUGGAGUUCGCGGGCCGCUUCACAGACGAAGAUCCCGAGUUUAUGGCGCACUGCAGCAAACCGCUGCCGGAACCGCCAAUUGUGGAGAACUGGAUGGGCGGAGGAGGGGGUGGAGGGGGAGGCGGGGGAGGAGGAGGUGGUUACCAGGGUGGCGGAGGUAAUCAUCCCUACAAUCGCUACAAUGGACAUCGCAGGGGGGGAGGCGACAGGGGAUGGCAGCGUCGCGGAGGAGCUGGUUACCACAACAACCAGGACAGGGGAUUCAGGGAUAAUCGCCGGCACAACAGAUACGAACCCAGAGAUCGUAGGGAUAAUCGAGAUCAUAGAGAUCGCUUUGAAGGAGGAGGAGGAGGCUCCUCAUCUGGAGGCUACAAGCGCUCCCAUGACCACCAGCAAAGGAGUGAUCCCCCAAAUAAUGAGCCACCCAUGAAGGUGCGUCGCGACUAUGGAAACUUUGUGCCUGCUUCCAAGGAUUAGAUUAAGAAAAACUCUUUACAUUACAAUCGAAUUAUUCACAUUUACAUAUUAUAUAUUUACUUGAUGGUUGAAUACUUAAGACUAGCAACUA